Messenger RNA from Pieris brassicae (large cabbage white), 2749 nucleotides. RefSeq names its product CUB and sushi domain-containing protein 3. Lineage: Eukaryota; Metazoa; Arthropoda; Insecta; Lepidoptera; Pieridae. Bases 81 to 2546 code for a protein of 821 amino acids. The record is from RefSeq and is a predicted model, not a curated record. The transcript is spliced from 11 exons.
UCGUUAGCGCAACACGCCAUGUAUGUGUCGUACGAAACAUCGCCGCGAGUGUUAUAACGAAAACAAUCGUGCAUUCAAAAAUGGAUGUGUUUUAUUGUGCUGUCUUCAUAUUUAUUCAAGUAUAUGCAGUAACAUCAUGUGGGUUCCCUGGUGUGCCUGCGCACUGUUCCGUGUCCUUUACCGAGGAGCCUGAUGUGGCGGGUACAGUCGCUAUGUACACUUGUGAUAGAGGCUUCGAACUCUUGGGUCCGUCAAGGCGAGUCUGCGACGGGAAUGGUCGAUGGGUACCAGAUGGCAUUCCUUUCUGUGUGCUCAACGUAGCAGCAGGCAAGGCGCCCAUGCAAGUGUCAACUGAAAACACGGGUGUACCGCAGAAAGCCCUAGACGGGAGUACUGCGUCCGCCUUCAGUUCCGAGACCUGUACUCUUACUAAGAAGGAGAAAACACCCUGGUGGUAUGUCAACCUACUAGAACCGUACAUGGUUCAGCUGGUGCGAUUGGAUUUUGGACAACCUUGUUGCGGUGCAAACAAGCCAGCAGUGGUGGUCGUAAGAGUGGGCAACAAUCGUCCUGAUAACGGGACCAAUCCAAUAUGCAACCGAUUCACUGGACUCCUUGAGGAAGGGCAACCACUAUUUCUUCCUUGCAACCCGCCAAUGCCUGGGGCAUUUGUCAGCGUCCAUUUGGAAACUUCCACCGCGACUCAGCUUUCAAUUUGCGAAGCUUUUGUGUACACGGAUCAAGCAUUGCCGAUUGAGCGAUGCCCACAGUUCCGAGACCAGCCUCCAGGCAGUACAGCUACAUAUAAUGGAAAAUGUUACGUGUUCUAUGACCGACAGCCAGCGAACUUUAGAGACGCGCUGACGUUUUGUCACUCCCGCGGUGGAACCCUGGUAGAUGAGAGCAAUCCGGCACUGCAAGGAUUCAUCAGCUGGGAACUUUGGAGGCGACAUAGGAGUGACAGCAGCAGUCAAUAUUGGAUGGGCGCGGUUCGAGACCCACAGGACCCUAACAACUGGAAGUGGGUUAACGGAAAUGACGUAACCAUUUCCUUUUGGAACUCUCCGGGCAACGGUGAGGGCUGCGCACGCUUUGAUGGCAGCCAAGGGUGGCUCUGGGCAGACACUGACUGCCAAAUGCGACUGAACUAUAUUUGCCAACAUCAGCCCAAAGCAUGCGGACGGCCUGAACAACCUCCGAACUCAACGAUGCGAACGGAGAGUUUCGACGUUGGAGCUACAGUGGAAUACGCAUGUGACGAUGGCCACUUGCUCGUCGGCCCCACUGUCAGGACAUGCUUGGAAACAGGCUUCUAUGAUGAAUUCCCUCCCGUCUGCAAACGUAUAGAUUGCGGUUUUCCCGCCGAAAUACCUCGCGGAGGUUAUGAGCUGAUCAACAAUUCGGUGUCCUAUCUUUCACACGUGCAAUAUUCUUGUGAACCUGGCUACGAGAUGGUGGGACGGUCAAGGCUCGUCUGCGAUAUAGAUGAGCGAUGGAAUGGCCCACCACCCAGAUGUGAUGUUGUCCGAUGUGAAGAUCCUCCAGUGAUUCCGAACGGUCGAGUAUCGAUCAGAAAUAAGCCGUUUGUCUAUGGCUCUGUGGCUGAGUACUUCUGCACAAAAGGAUUCUUGUUGCAUGGGUCACAGUUUGUCACUUGUUUACCAUCAGGGACCUGGGAUAGCCCUCCACCUCACUGUUAUCCUGAAGAACGGCCAACAACGACAACCACUUCAACCACAACAACAACAUCAACAACGACAUCAACAACAACAACACCAGUACCAACUACUACAACUACAACUACUCCUGCCCCGACAACACCACGACUUAUACUUCCCACCAGACGACGGAAUAGACCCACAUCCGUCGAACCUAGGCCGUCGACGCUUAGACCCACCUCGCCCAUUACAGAUAUCACGAGAUCAAGCACAGAACGAACCACUAGGAUACCUUUGAAGAAAGUGACUGUAUUAGAUUCAGAGCAGUCUUCCACGAGUCAUGUGCCGCAGUUAACAGUGGCAAGUCAUCCUAGAGAGAAUCAGAUAUUCGGCAAUGGCAACAAUAUAAGAACUGAGCAGAUACCAAGAGUGAAUGUUCCGUCUCCAGUGGACGGAGAUAGGCGAGAGCCAGUCGGUGCCAGAUUGAAUAUUGGGGCUGUAGUUGCCCUUGGAGCUUUUGGGGCCCUAGUUUUCCUAAUAGCCAUUAUCACAACCAUUGUAAUACUUGUCAAGAGCAGGAAGCAUAACAACGGAAAGCGUUACCGACAUCACGUAGCCCCCGAUUGCAAUACAGUCGCAUCUCUCGACUCAUCCUCGUCGGAAUCGCGCAACGGUUUAAACCGUUAUUACCGGCAAGCCUGGGAAGAAUUGCACGAAGCUGCUGGAGGUCGGCGGUCACGUAGACACGACCGCGAAGCCCCAAAGGACGGCUCUGAGUUGGUCGUGUCUGAUGUGUACCCGGCACCUAACAAACGGCGUCACCACCACCAUCACCACAGGCCUGACUGGCAGCCAAGACACCACCAUAAGGAUAAAGCUAGAUAUUAAGAUAUAAGUAUAUACGGAGGUUGAUUGUGCGUGUGUGAAUGCUGGACCAAAAAUUUGAUUGGGUAUCUAGUUUUUGGAAUGUUUUGUUCAGAUGGUUAUAAUUAUGUAUUCCCUCCACUUAGUGUUUAAUGUAGUUUUACUAAAAAAAUUGAUAAGUGAUAAGACUGAUUUAGAAAUCAGAUGAACUUUUAUGAAAGCUCUGU